CAACAACUUCGAGGAAAUGAAAUCGUAUAUUUUGCUAGCCACUUUGAUUUCACUCAGCGCUGUCGCGACUCAUGAGUUGAAGUCUAAUAAGUCAACUCAAGCCCAUCAGUACUAUGAGAUUUGCCUGAAAGAAUCUGGUGCAAGCGCAGCACAGUUGGACGCUCUGAAAAAGGGUGAUUUCAACGCGAUCGAUGAUAAAGCGAAAUGUUUUCUAAAAUGCGUCCAGAACAAAAAAGGAAUUCUAGAAAACGGCAUGCCAAAUGAAGCAGCCAUCCAUAAGGUAAUGGCGCCGGCGGUUGGUAAUAGUGCGCCAAAAAAUACGCUAGCCAAAUGUAAUGGUUUGAAGGGUGCCAACGAGUGUGAUACCGCCUUUCAGAUAUAUAAGUGCUAUUUGCAAGAGCAUGCUGUCUUGAUUUGA
This is a messenger RNA of Bactrocera tryoni, 418 nucleotides long. Its product is annotated as general odorant-binding protein 56d-like. Bases 17 to 418 code for a protein of 133 amino acids. Gene Ontology annotation, biological process: sensory perception of smell. The record is from RefSeq and is a predicted model, not a curated record. The transcript has 2 exons. Gene Ontology annotation, molecular function: odorant binding. NCBI's taxonomy places the organism in Eukaryota, Metazoa, Arthropoda, Insecta, Diptera, Tephritidae.